Molecule: messenger RNA, 691 nt
Organism: Rubroshorea leprosula
Lineage: Eukaryota; Viridiplantae; Streptophyta; Magnoliopsida; Malvales; Dipterocarpaceae
Source: the annotation of a GenBank genome assembly
ACCAAAAAGAAUUUGAUGGAACUCACUCUUUGUUUUAUCAAUAUCUUGAUUUUACAUUCUUAAUCUCCAAAAAGGAAGUUCAGAACACAAAGAUUUUUACAACUGUUCAACAAUUAUGCAUACAAAAUCUCAUUCCACGCAUGAGCAUAUAUAAACAGAUGCAAGAGCAUCUUCUUAGUCAACAGCCUACGGGCGUUACUGCCGGUUUCACCUUCGGCGGUCUACCUUUCCCUCUUUUCGCUCAGGGAGCUGGAGGCGGAGCUGAUGCCGGAGGCGGAGCUGAUGCCGGCGCCGCAGCCGAAGGAGGUUUAGCCUUCUUCGGAGGAUGUCAGCGAGGUCUUCCAGUUCCACCGGAGCUUUUCGGAUUUGGAGGUGGCGCGAAAGGAUCUCUUGGCUUUGGUGGACGGCCUCGACGUCCGCUCUUCUCUGGUUGGAUGGCGGCUAUGAUGCACGUGAAGAUCAAUCGGAGGAAAUUAGACAAGCUGAACAUCAUCAAAAUCUGGUAACUAUUUUUCUCUGCACAAUCAAUUCAACGAACUCAGAUUUUCCCCUUUUGGUGACUUUUUUUAUGUAUAUAUAGAGAUGAUGAAGAAGAAGAAGAAGAGGGAAUCAGAUCUAAAGAUCUAUAGAUCUGGAAAGAUGAAACCAGGAGCUGGCUUCGUUAAGGAAAAAAGAAAAAAAGCCAGGGGAA